AAUCCUUCUCCUCCUCCGUCUUCUUCCUCCUAAUCUCUUCCUUCCCCUUCCAUUCCCUUUCCCAAUACCUCUCCCAACCCCCGGCUUGAAAAAGCCUACAUAGCCCUCCAAGCCUGGAAGCACGCCAUCACCUCCGACCCAAAGAACCUCACCGCCGACUGGUGUGGGCCCCACGUCUGCAACUACACCGGCGUCUUCUGCGCACCUGCUCCCGACGAUCCUUCCCUCACCACCGUCGCCGGAAUCGACCUCAAUCACGGCCGCAUCUCCGGCACUCUCCCCAACGAGCUCUCCCUCCUCUCCGACCUCGCCCUCUUCCACCUCAACUCCAAUCGCUUCUCCGGUACGCUUCCCUCCUCCCUCUGCGACCUCCGCCGACUCUUUGAGCUCGAUGUCAGUAAUAAUCGCCUCUCCGGCUCGUUCCCUGAUUUCGUUCUUGAUCUUCCCGAGCUCCGAUUUCUUGACCUUCGAUUUAAUCGGUUUCGAGGUGCUGUUCCGGCGGAGGCUUUUAACGGUGGUUCAGCCGCGAAACUUGAUGCUUUUUUUGUUAAUGAUAAUCAAUUCAAUUUUUCCCUUCCCGCCAAUUUCGGAAAUUCGACGGCAUCUGUGAUCGUGCUUGCUAACAACAGGAUUGGGGGGUGUUUGCCGGCGAGCAUUGGCGGGAUGGGGAAGACGCUCAACCAGCUGGUGAUACUAAACACGGGGCUGACGGGCUGCAUUCCGCCGGAGAUUGGAAAUCUGAAGAGGUUGACGGUGUUCGACGUCAGCUUUAACGAGCUGGUGGGGCCAUUGCCGGCGACCAUGGGAGAGAUGAAGAAGCUCGAGCAGCUCGACGUGGCCCACAACUUGCUUUCUGGAGAAAUACCAGAAGGGAUAUGCGAGCUGCCGAGGCUCAAGAACUUCACUUACUCCUAUAAUUUCUUCUGCGACGAGCCGAAGAUAUGUUUGAAGGUGCGGCGGCAGGAUGACCGGAGAAAUUGUAUACCGUGGCGGCCGGAGCAGAGGUCUCCGGAGGAGUGCGCGGCGUUUCUGUCUACUCCAGUGCACUGUGAUGCCUACGGCUGCAGCACGCGACCGCCACCGUCGCCGCCUCCACCAACGCCGCCACCGCCGCCGCCGCCUUACCACUAUUGAUCAUGGCCGUCCAAUUUAAUAUACUGUGAGUUCGAAUUUUCUUUGGAUGUUGUUAACUGAAUUUGUGCUGUUAUUUUCUUUCGGUAAUGGCAU
This is a messenger RNA of Dendrobium catenatum, 1227 nucleotides long. RefSeq names its product leucine-rich repeat extensin-like protein 6. The record is from RefSeq and is a predicted model, not a curated record. Gene Ontology annotation, molecular function: protein binding. Lineage: Eukaryota; Viridiplantae; Streptophyta; Magnoliopsida; Asparagales; Orchidaceae.